AUGAGGAUCCCCGCCUUUUCUCCCUUCUGCCAGGCUGACUGGGAUUCCUUGCCACAGGAGAAACGUUUGCCAGCCUGGCAUUCCAGUAUCGACUGGGAAGCAGCACUGUAUUCCAGUCGGUACACUUUCUGGAGCAAGUGGAACUUUCCUAACUGCCUGGGGGCCAUCGAUGGGAAGCAUGUGGGGGACUAUGGCAGAUGUAGUGAUGGAGGAGCAUACUCUGACUCAGAUCUAGGAAAGGGCAUGGAAGCAAAAACCCUGGAGGUUCCUGCCGACUGUCCUCUGCCAGGCUCUGACCAACAACACUGCGUUCCGUUCACCAUGGUGGGAGAUGCUGCUUUCCCUCUGAAGAAAUAUUUGAUGAGGCCAUUUCCAGGGAAGCACCUUCCAAGAUGGAGGAGCAUCUUCAUCUACCGACUCUCCAGGGCCAGAAUGGUUGUUGAGUGCGCCUUCGGGAUUUUGGCAGCGAGAUGGAGGGUGCUGUACACCAGAAUAAACAUGAAGCCAGACAAUGUGGACUCAGUUAUCAUGGCUGUGUGUAUUCUCCACAACUACCUCCUCAACCCAUCAGAGAGUCAAAGAUGGUUGGAUGAGGCUGAAGAGCGAGGCGAGCACCUGCAGGAUGCUAGGAACAUGGGGGGAAAUAGAGGAAGCAGAGAAGCUUAUGACGUCAGAGAGAAGCUCUGUGCUUUCUUCAACUCCCCUGAAGGAAGAGUGUCCUGGCAGGACCGCAUGCUGUAGGAAAUUUAACUUUUAUUUGGCACCGUUUCCUCUUUGUUUAUUGUCUGCUUUAAAUAAAAGUUUUUGAAAAACCUCAAA
Messenger RNA from Limanda limanda (common dab), 819 nucleotides. RefSeq lists its product as uncharacterized. The transcript has 3 exons. The coding region runs from base 1 to 741 and encodes 246 amino acids. NCBI's taxonomy places the organism in Eukaryota, Metazoa, Chordata, Actinopteri, Pleuronectiformes, Pleuronectidae. The record is from RefSeq and is a predicted model, not a curated record.